UAAGCAAAAGGACAUAAUGCGCAACUUGCUCCCUCUAGAGGGACGAGGAAGCGAUAUACCGUCUUUGAAAUCAACCCGAUGUCUUUUAAAAAAAUGAUUCUUAUUUUAUACCAUUGGUAACUAAUGAUUGUUUUUAUUUUACGAGAAGGAAAUUGAACGUCCCGUCCGUGACUGGGGACUUUGCUCGGUGAAGGCGGAACGCAGGGGGAGGCCGUGGGUUAUUGUGAGAGCGAUGAGCUGGUUAAUGUUCAGCCAUACGGCGGGGCCCAGAGUGCUGCAUAGUCUCCUUUCCGUGCACUCUAGUGUUGCUUCCUUUAGACUGUCUUCAAAAAUGGCUUCACAGUCCCAGUGGUUAACUCCAGAGGAAAGGGAACAACUUCUUCCAGAAUUAAAAGCAGCUGGAUGGAGGCAAGUUGAAGACCGGGAUGCCCUUUUUAAAGAAUUUUCAUUCAAGAAUUUUAACCAGGCCUUUGGAUUUAUGACACGUGUGGCUUUACAGGCAGAGAAACUGAAUCAUCACCCUGAAUGGUUCAAUGUGUACCACAAGGUGCAGAUAACUCUUUUGACACAUGACUGUGGUGGUCUAUCCAAAAAAGAUGUCAAAUUGGCAAAGUUCAUCGAACAGGCAGCUGCUUCAAUAAAUUAGUCAUUUUUAUGCUUUUAAAAAAGGAUUAUUAUGAAAAGUGAAUUCUGAAGUGAUACUGAGCCCCUUAAAGCAGGUGAGAAGUAGUCAAACUAAAAUACUGAAAUAGGUAUUCCCAAAUUUAAAGCAUAUUCCUUGAAAUAUUUGGAUCACAGAUGCUGAGACUGGAAUUGCAGUGAGUGGAAAAUUAUUUCUCUAAUUCUCUGUUCUCUUAUCCAUGCAAUAUAACAUGUAAGAAAUGUUGGAACAAUAAAGAAACAAGAAACAGUGCAGAAAUAUCAGACUUGCCCUUGAACUUGGCAUUUGCUGGGUUUAGUUUGAGUGAUAUCAGAUCUAAUAAAGACAAAUUUCCAUUAAUAUUACAGUGCACUUCUCAGAGUAACUAUAUAUUUGAAUAUUAAAGGUGAGGUUUCAACUCCUUACAACGAACGCACUUACUCAUUUAAAAUCAAGUUCUUGUUGUCGACACACAUACACUGAGAUACAGUGAAAAGUAUUGCUUUGCGUGCUAACCAGACAUAUCAUACCUUGCAUAAGUACAUCAGGGUAAUAGAAUAGAAUGCAGAAUGUAGUGUUACAGCUACAGAGGUGCAGAGAGAGUCAAUUUUAAUAUAUGAGAGCAUAUCUACUUUGUAUCACUGUUGUGACAAUAUUUUCUUUUAUAAAUUUCACUGUCAAUAUUUAUAAAGAAGUUGUCUGUUCUUUGUCAUGCCCAUUGUGCAGGUUAUUUUAGCACUUCCAUAUAGCAAUGCCCGGUUCUUUAAUCUGUACUGCAACAAAGCUUUUAUACUUUGAUUGACUUUGCUAUUCAGCUAAAAGUGAUAUAAAAGCAAAUACAAAAUAAAGACCUAAUGUAAGAAUUCACAAUGCAAGGUUAAUUACAUUUGUGUGCCCUGCUGUUCUAUCUGAAGAGAACAUUUUCUCUCAAUCUUUCAUCUGUAACUAUGGAAUUUGAACUAACAAACUUACAGUAAAUUAGUGCUUAAUAAGUGAAUAAACUAACAUUUUAGAGCAGGGGUUCCCAAACUAUGGGUUUUACCUUGGCCCCCCACCCCAGUCAGCUGAGAGGCUUUUCCAAAUCUUUGUGUUGUUUUUUUGUCAGUGAGUGUGACUUAAUGGAAUUCUCUGGAUCUCUGAAUGCUCUGCUGCUGCUGCUCCAAAUAAGCCUGCAAAUCAUUAAUGCUUGCUUUUCCUUUGGAGAUAACUGUCUUUUCAUCAACAGCCCUCGGGCUCAUCUGGUCAUUCAGCCCCUCCCUCUCUCUUUUUUUUCUACUCUCGACCAUCCCCAAAUGCUGACCCCCACCCCCAAAUGAUCAGAAGUCCUUGUGUCUCUCAAAUUUUCACAAAACUGAAACAUUAUAAUGGAACCACAUCAGGAAAGAGGAUUGGAAAGCAUUGGCUUCGAGGUAUCACAGAAGAGUGAGUGGACAGUGAAUUCCUACACUACUUUUAAGUUCCCAAUUUUAGCGACGUUGCUGUCAGAAUAGGUGGUAUGACUUACCAGUAGCCACCUUCAAGUAUAGCUAAAUGCUUUGGCUUAAUAAAGCAUUGAUUGAAUAUAUUAAUGUUUAGAUUGUCUUUAAUUUGUUUUAUCAAAAACACAUAUCUCAUUAAUCAAGUCAUGUCUAAGACACUCUGUAACAGUGUCCUCAAAGCGUGGUGUGUAGACUGUUGGUGGUCCAUGAGUUGGUCUAAAGUGCAAGUCACUGACACAUAACAGCACAGCUGUGACUGUAGAAUCUGCAUCCCCACCAUUCAUGUUAUGUCAUACAAACAGACUGGCUCCAGUGUUUUUGAUACAAGUCAUCAUAAAUGCAAGUAGUAGGGCUUCAUGGGCAAGAUUUAUGUUGCUGUAGUUUUUGGUUGAUGAAAAUAGGUGUAGGUUAAGUAUUUCCUCUAAAAUUAUUGUGAUUUUUCUGAUACAUUAGAAUGUUUCAAGUGAAGAAAUUGUCUGUUAGUACUAAUGUUUAGAAUAUGCAAACAUCUAUGCCUAUUUCUGGCUUUCAUUUAUGCAUAAUUUUCUUAAAUAUUGCAUGAAUGUAUUACAUUUAGUAGUGAGAAUGCAGCAAAAUAUUUAUAGUUUCCAUAGUUCCCAUGAAUUAUGUCUUUUUCUUGAGAUGUGAAGUGAAAAUAGGUCAGCUAGAACACUUAGUCUGCAAGGUUUUUGCCCACCGUAGGGUCUGUGGAUGGCAAUGGUUGACACCCUUUGUUGAAAGAAAUAAAAGCUUCUGGCAGGUGCUAGCAUUUCAGUUGUAGAAAACUUUAAUAGCUUCAUGGUGAAAAAAUAUGCAGACAAGGAGUAUCAAGAUUGAACAAGGAGCAAUGAAUAAAUGGAGAAUAAUGGAUGAUAGGGAGUGGCUGCAAUGUGACUAAGGUUCAGAUGAUUUAUCUGGAAAAAUUCCUAAAUAUUUUUGAAUGGAUUACAAGCUAACACCUAAUUGAAAGGUUCAGAUAAUGUCAUGAACCAGAACAAAGUUCGGGAUUCAUAAAUAACUAUGCCACGAGUUUGAAAGCCAGCUCUGAAUCUGCACUGAUUAUUGCUUUUAAAUAUGUAGUUCAUUUUCAUUUAGAUGUUCAAUUUGUUUCCUUUUUGUUUAUGAGUCUUUUCUCAGUUGUCAGUUGGUAGAAAAGAAGGUAUUUAUAAUGAAUGACAUCCUCAAAAAGGCCAGCAAUUAUUUUCAAUUUUGCUGUCGAAUGGCGAAUUUGUGAAGCCAGUAAUAUUGCAAUAUUGACUUAGUAACUGCUGUGCUUUGGGUGGUGCUUGUUCAUCCAAACCUUUUAGGUGCAAUUUGCAUGUGAAAACAGCAACUGCGGUGCAGGAGUUAUUGAUGCCACCAUGAACAAGCAUUGCUGCGGUCUGGGACUAGGCUGCCUUUCAGAAAACGCCCUUCAUUUUGAAUUGGUAAGGGUUUAUAGAAUGUGCAUUUGCACGGUGCAUUGAGUAGUCAGUGCCCUAUUAAGUAAAAUGGAUAUUGUUUUUCUAUAUGUCAGUAGAAUGAAACUUUAGUAGGCUAACCGGUUUACUGUAAUAACAAUUUGACAUGUAGGAUUCUUCAAUGCAAUUGCGUGCUUUUUAGUUAUCAGAGUAGUGUUUCUUUUGUUUUUAAAAAAGCAUUAAUUAAAACACUUUCAGCAAGGUAAAAUAAAACAAAUUCUUUUAAAUUAUUCUUGAAACAAACUGUUCUGAAGAAGGGUCACUAGACGUGAAACAUUAACUCUGAUGUCUCUCUGAAGGUGCUGUCAGACCUCCUGAAACUUUCCAACAAUUUUUGUUUUUGUUUUUAAAUUCUUUAAAUUUUUCAACUUUUAGCUGGAUUUUACAACUGAUUGUAUUUUUUGUGCUGCUUCAUUCUUUCUUAAUUUCCUCUCAAAUUCUUUAAGCCAAUAAUUAAAUUAAUAUUACUGUUAUUACAACGACAUUCAAUAUGGUCAAAUGAAGAAAAAAGUGUGUAACCUAAUAUUAUAAUACAAGAAAUGGGAUCAAGAGUAGACUAAAACAAACCCAUGAGUCUGCUUCACCAUUCCAGACGGUCCUGCUUGGUCUUCUACCUUUGUUCCACUUUCUUUUCACCCUUAGUUUUACCAAUAACCUGAACAUUUCAUGAUCUGGCUCUUGAAUAUAUUUUAUGAUUGAGCAUCCACAACCCUCUGAGAUUGAGAAUUCCAAAUUUACAAGCCUUUCAGUGAAGAAAUUUCCCCUCCUCUCAGUACUAAACAAUCAUUCCCUGACACCAUGCCCAUGUUCUAAAUUCCUCAGUCAGGUGAAACAACCUUCCAGUAUCUACUCGGUCAAGCUCAUUCAGAAUCCUGCAUGUUUCAAUGAGAUCACCUCCUGAUCUUAAGUGCCAGAGUGUAUGGACCCAGUUUACUCAGCCUUUUGUCAGAGACUACCAGUCUCAUCCCAAGAAUCAAACUAGUGUACACCCUCCAAUGCCUCAUUCCUUAAACAUGGAGACCAAAGCUGUAUACAGUACUGAUGCUGUCUCACCAAAGUCCUGUGCUGUGCAAUAGUAGCAAGACUUUCUUAAUUUUAGAUUGCAAUUCACUUGCGAUAAAAACCAACAUGUCAUCUUUCCUAACUACUUGACAUACCUCCAUCCUAACUUUAUGUUCUUUAUAUCUUACAAGCAAAUACACAUCUCUGAAAAAUCAACAUUUAGAUGUUUUGUGUUUUAACAUCACAUCAUGCUUUGCUAUUCUUACAUCAAUAAGUAAUAACUACCAAAUCUAACAUUUUUCAACAGUGUAACUAUCACCUGAAGCCUACUGACUUGUCUCUAUCUUUUUGAAUUGAAAAGUAUGGU
This is a messenger RNA of Hemiscyllium ocellatum (epaulette shark), 4947 nucleotides long. RefSeq names its product pterin-4-alpha-carbinolamine dehydratase 2-like. Lineage: Eukaryota; Metazoa; Chordata; Chondrichthyes; Orectolobiformes; Hemiscylliidae. Gene Ontology annotation, molecular function: 4-alpha-hydroxytetrahydrobiopterin dehydratase activity. The record is from RefSeq and is a predicted model, not a curated record. Bases 233 to 646 code for a protein of 137 amino acids. The transcript has 4 exons. Gene Ontology annotation, biological process: tetrahydrobiopterin biosynthetic process.